UCUUGAUUAACAUUUUCUCUUGAUCAAUAUGACUAAUAACAACACUUCUUCUACAGAAACCGAACCAGUAAAAGUCAGUAACGUGUACGAUGUAACGCAAUUGAAACAUACGCUUGACGAUGAACUUGCCAAGUAUAUUGAAAAGGAAUGUGGAUACAGUCAAAGCCAUCAACAUACGUAUCUCAAGCUUGUGCUAGGAUACGCGUCUGUUUUGAUUGCCGGGGGCUCAUUUCUCUAUGAACGUAAAUAUGGUUUCCAUUAUGACAAAUUCGGUGCUUUGGGUUGUGUAAUCUCGUUUUGGGUCUUGCAGGCUGUCUCUUUGUUGUAUACCCGGUUUGUUGAAAAGAAUGAAAUCUUUGUAGGUUACCUCUAUCACGGCGAUGAACACACUGGCACUCUUAGCGUUACAUCUAUCAUGGAUCGAUAUUCACCUAAUUAUGAACUCAAGUAUCUUUAUACCGAUGAAAAAGGACGCAAGCAUAUUCGAUUGGACAUUACGGCAAGUGUAGCUUCAUGGUUUACAGAGGAUGGUACAUUUUUGGAAUCCAAAUUCCAUCAACAUAUUCAAUCAUCUAUUCAAACUCUUCCUAGUCGUUUACAUAAAGAUUAGUGUAUAUAAAUAUAUAUCUAGUUAUUCUGAAAUAAAUUUAUCUCGUUGGAAGAAAAUAAAAACUUUCAUUUUAUUAUUGAUG
Halteromyces radiatus is the source of this 692-nucleotide messenger RNA. RefSeq names its product signal peptidase complex subunit 2. Gene Ontology annotation, biological process: protein targeting to ER. Lineage: Eukaryota; Fungi; Mucoromycota; Mucoromycetes; Mucorales; Cunninghamellaceae. The record is from RefSeq and is a predicted model, not a curated record. The coding region runs from base 29 to 610 and encodes 193 amino acids. The transcript is spliced from 4 exons. Gene Ontology annotation, cellular component: signal peptidase complex; membrane.